UCAGAAUGAACUAACAUAGCCCACUUUCUAACUUUUCAUUUGAGUUUUCUCACGAUCCAGAAAAGGUACAACACGACACGCUCUUCCACAACUUUUUGUCGACCCAGAUUUUCUGGCGGAUAAGCGACCAACUUGCUUUUGAAACAUUGUAGGUGGCGUCGUUUCGUGGAAAGGCGAAGUCAUACGCGGUAGACUAGUGUAUUUGUUCCUCUCCUAGGUUGAGAUACUGUCCGUGACAUUGGCCAACGCGCCUUUCUUGCCCCUUCUCUUGGGGUUUGUCGGUUAACCAGCGGAGCUGUAACGAUGGGGGAUGUAAUUUCCACUCACCUGGACGAAGGCAAGCGAGAGAUGAUUACCGCUCGUACCAGGCAGGUGAUGGGGGAGUUUGGCCAUGUGUACGAACAGCAGUAUGCAGUGGCCCUCUUCAACAGUGUCCGCUUUGAGAUCGAGGGGGGAGGAGGGCCCCAGUCACAACUCCUGCACCGCAAGAACGCUCUGGAGGACCGCUCCAUCUUUUCUGGGGGUCUGUUCCAGUACCUGGAGGAAAACAAGAGAUGGAGGAACCGCUUUGUCUUCGUGGCCGACACCUACAACAUCAGCUUCUACGAAAACAAAGUGGCUCACGAGAGGAGCUUGCACCCUAAAGGAACCAUCAACUGUGCUGGAUACAAAGCUCUAACUUCCAUGGAGGAGUAUCUUGAACUGAUCAACACCAGCCUGCCAGGCAUAAAGGCCAAGGUGGGCAGUGGUCCGUUUGUGAAGUGUGCCACCCAGUUCCCCCUGAUCCUGUGGCACCCGUAUGCCCGCCACCACUACUUCUGUGUGCUGACAGAGAAGGAGCAGAAGAAGUGGCACGCUGUGCUUCAGGACUGUGUCAGACACAGCAACAAUGGUCUGUCAGAGGAGUGCAGGGUGCAGACCCCGGCCUUCACAGAUGCGAUGCGACUCCACAGGCAGGCUCAGGGACACUACGGCACCUGGGACAUGAUGUGUGGAGGGCCACCACAGAUCCUAGCCAACCUAGUGAUGGAGACCCUCCAUCCAGAGUUGAGGAAUCUGAUUGGUCCUCGUCUAAAGGGGAAGAUACAACAGCGACAGAGGAACUGGAUGCUGAUCUCUGAGGCGGUGUAUAAGCAGGUGUUGUCUCAGACCCAGGCUCAGUAUGAGGCUUUAGUCCAGACCUGUGAGGUUCAGAUAUCCCGUCUAGACGCAGUGUUACGCACAGACAUGGACCAGAUAAUCACCUCCAAGGAACAUGUCAGCGGCAAGAUCCGCGCUCUGGUGUUGCCCAGGGCAGAGCAGCUCCUGCGGGGCAGCGUCCAGCCCUUCCUCAGCUCCAUCCUGGAGGCCCUGAUGGAGCCCACUAGCCGAGGCUUUUCCGAGGUCCGAGACGUCUUCUUCAGAGAGCUGGUGGAGGUCAGCAAGAACACGCUCAAUGGAGGGGGCAAGGACAAACUCGGGGAGCACAUGGAGAAGAUCUCUAUGCUGGCGUUCCACCCGGUGAAGAUGCAGAGCUGCUAUGAGAAGGUGGAGCAGCUGAAUCUGGAGGGACUGCAGCAGAGGUUUGAUGUGUCAAGCCCCUCCGUGUUCAUCCAAAGGGCUCAAAUCCUCAUGAGAGAGCAAAUGGACAAUGCUGUGUACACGUUUGAGCAUCUGCUCCACCAGAGUCUGGAGGGAAAGGUCCAGGGAGGAGAGGACCUGUGUAAGACCAUCCACUGCUGUCAAGACAGAGUGCUUAAGAAAUAUGACUAUGACAGUAGCACGGUGCGUAAGAAGUUCUUCAGAGAGGCUGUGCUACAGAUCAUCAUCCCCUACAUGCUGAAGCAGCUCUCUCCCUCCUUCCAUCUGGACCUCCCUCGCUUCCAGGAGCUGAUCUUUGAGGACUUCUCCCAGUUCAUCCUGGUGGAGAACGUGUUUGAGGAGGUGGUGCUGCAGUCUGUCACCAAGGACAUCAUGAUGGCUGUGAAAGAGGCAGCGGUCCAGAAGAAACACAACCUGUACAGAGACAGCAUGAUCCUAACCAACAGCGACCCCAACCUCCACCUGCUGGGGGAGAACCCCUCGGUAGACUGGGCCACCCAGUACAGUGGUGGGAAUGAGGAGCCUGAAGGGGCCCUGGGAGGAGGCGGCCAGUCCAGCAGGAGGCGUAGGCAAGUGGUCUCCAUGAUCCAGCUGGACGAGAUGGGUCCACUGCCCUACGAGUCAUGCCUGGAGGUGCCGGGGGUGGACUUCAUCCCCGAGGAGGGAGAGAUGGAGGAGGUCGAGGUUAAAGCUCAGGAGCCCAAGGAGCAAGAGACCCCCACGGAACCAGACCCCCCCAAGGAGCCUGGUUCUUCAGACAGCGUGCAGGAGAUCCGUUACCACAGCAAACCAGUGGUAGAGAUAAUGGUCUCAGCUUCAGAGGAGGACUUAGCUGUUCUCACCAAUGGGACAGGGACGCUGGAGGAUUGGAAGGAGGAGGAGGUGACACUCAUCACCACCGUGGUGGAGGAGAUGCACAGGAAGUCACCACAGUGGAUGAGCGCCCCACAGGAAGUGAACGAGCAGCUGGUAGAAACAGGAAGUCCAGACCAGGAAGCUGAGGGGGGGCUUCAGGAAAAGGGGGAGGCAGCUAUUGAAGGCAAGGGGGAGGAACACGAGGCGGCCAUCAAGAAUGCCAUACAGGAAAUAGAGAUAGCGGUACAGGAAGAGGAUGGAGAGAGGAUAACUGAGUGUGCCGUAGACUCUGACUCUGAGCCGGGAGACACUGCACUUCACAACGAGUGAGACCGGGGAGGACUUCACUGGGAAAACAGCAGAGGGCGAGACAGAAAUUGUAUAUAAGAUUUUAAAUGGGUUGGACAAGGGAGCAAAAACGUUUCAUUUUAGUCGGUGUUAACUGCUAAUUCCUGACCCCUCAGCAUUGUUUUUCUGGUUUAUAUUCCGUACAGUCACAUCUACAACAGUGGCCUAUUUAACUGUGACUUCCAACCUCAUCUGGAGUCAUGUUUGUUCAAGUUUAAUUUCUCUUCAUUUUACAUUUUAUUCCUCAAGCUUUUGUGUGUGACACUGAACCCCAGGUAUCUGCUGCAUUAUUCUUAGAUUGUGUGGUCACUAAGGAGUAAGGAAUUUAAAUAAUUUAAGUCAGAAUUGGAUAAGGGAUGUGGGGAGAAUUGUGGAUGCAAAAGAUACACAUUACACUACAGAGGCCUAUCUGCAAGGGCCCUAAGGAUAUGUUCACAGAGAUGCAUGACAUAGAUAGUUAUAACUCUAUGGUUCAUGGGCAGUCACACACCCACUGGUCAUUACAUGUCCUUUUAUUCAGCAGUAGGGGGCACUGUAGGCAGGCGGUUGACGCAAACAGUCUGGCAUGUCAUCCUACUGUAAUGGACAUUGUUGUGUAUAACAUAUCAUUAUAGAGAUGUAGCUGUCAUUGUAUUCAGGGUCUGGGAGCACUGCUUUUUAACAUGUUUUUACAUUGACUUAGCAACUUGUAUAAAACCAGUCAGACAUUUUGAAUAAGUGUAUGUUGAGCCUCCUUUUCAACCAUUAUCGUUUUAUUUUCACAAGUGGCUUUAUUGUUUCAACAUUAUCUUUUUACAGUGCAUGACUUCAGCAUGAAAUGGCACUUGCUUACUGACUUAUUUUCUAUGUAUGUUGGUCCAACCCUUUAGCGUGAGGGGAGCUGCUCAAAUGGUAGCAGUCACUACAGUCGUAUUAUAGAUGCUAGAGGUCCCAUGUCGGCUACAGUGCUACUGAAAUGCCACCGUCAUAAUUAUGCUUACAGCUGUUACUAAAGGGACUUUCUCUGCUGAUAACUUUUGACUGUGACGCAUCAGCAGAAUCUCAUUGAGAGAGAAUGCUCAGUCUGCGUGUGGGAGGUCUGGAUGACUGACGGUAGGCUAUGUACCUUGUCAUGAAGAGGCCUCUGUGUCAGUCUCUUCUGGCCAAACAAAGGGAAUCAUGGGAAAAUAACCAAGUAAUUUCCCCCACUCUUUUAAAUGAGGGAAAUCAAAUGUAUUAUUUUCUAAACUAUCAAUGCUAUGUUUAUGGACACUGUAUAUUUGAGGCACAUUGUUCUUAAAUCAGGCUUAAUCAGUUUGUAGCCUUGAGGAAAAUAUUUCCAUGUAACUCCAUGACUUAAAGGGUUACUUAGUUCACUCAAAGUGCCUCUGUUUCCUUCUUAUUUAUGACAAAUACUGUGUGGUGCUCAAUGCACCAGCCAUAUUCUUUAUUUUAUAUGUAAAGCUCCAUGCAAGAUAUUUUUAUUGAUUGUGUUUAGCUAUAUGUAUGACUGGGUAUAGUUGUAUGGAUAAAUAAGUUGAUUUUAUGGUUUUCCUAUUGAUCAUCUGUAUCUCUAUACUAAAAUGCAUUUUCAAAUCAAUUAGAUCAUAUUUGAUUUUCUGAAAAUUCUUAGUUGGUGGUAUUUUUAUAAUUAGAAUAAAAUGACACUAAAACAACAGUAA
Molecule: messenger RNA, 4445 nt
Organism: Salmo salar (Atlantic salmon)
Lineage: Eukaryota; Metazoa; Chordata; Actinopteri; Salmoniformes; Salmonidae
Product: protein Niban 2
Source: RefSeq, a predicted model, not a curated record